This is a messenger RNA of Endocarpon pusillum Z07020, 1296 nucleotides long. RefSeq lists its product as uncharacterized. Lineage: Eukaryota; Fungi; Ascomycota; Eurotiomycetes; Verrucariales; Verrucariaceae. Gene Ontology annotation, biological process: mRNA splice site recognition. The record is from RefSeq and is a predicted model, not a curated record. The transcript has 5 exons. Gene Ontology annotation, cellular component: cytosol. Gene Ontology annotation, molecular function: mRNA binding. The coding region runs from base 1 to 1296 and encodes 431 amino acids.
AUGUCCUACCCGAACUACGACCAAUACCAGAAUCCAGGUGCCCCAGAUGGCAGCACUGGUCCUAGCGCACCAACACCUCAAGAUGGCCAAAUGGGUGGUCAAAUGAAUGCUCAAAUGAGUGGUCAACCAACCGAACAGUCUCAGACGCCGUUCCAAAGUGCCCCCUCAGGUGAUAGUACCACACCCGGCGGAGGUCCGGGUGGUGACCAGAAAACGACACUCUGGAUGGGUGAACUUGAGCCUUGGAUUGAUGAGAACUUCGUUCGCAACCUCUGGUUUCAGAUGGGGGAGCAGGUCAAUGUCAAGAUGAUUCGUGAUAAAUUCUCAGGGAAUGCCGGAUACUGUUUUGUCGACUUUUCCAGCCCACAAGCUGCGGCCAAAGCUCUUACUGUGAAUGGAACGCCAAUGCCCAACUCAACACGCCCGUUCAAGCUCAACUGGGCUUCUGGUGGUGGUCUUGCUGAUCGAAGCCGUGACGACCGUGGUCCAGAAUACUCUAUCUUUGUUGGGGACUUAGGCCCUGAGGUGAACGAAUACGUUUUGGUCUCCCUCUUUCAAAGCCGCUUCCCAUCCUGCAAAUCUGCAAAGAUUAUGACUGACCCGAUCUCUGGCAUGUCACGUGGCUACGGCUUUGUUCGCUUCUCUUCAGAGGAAGAUCAGCAGCUCGCACUGAGUCAGAUGCAAGGUGUCUAUUGUGGGAACAGACCAAUGCGUAUUUCAACUGCUACACCGAAGAACAAGGGAGGCCCUGGUGGACCUGGUGGUAUGGGUAUGCAGCAAGGCGGUGGUGGUGGUGGUGGGCCAAUGGGUUAUCCGCCAGCCAUGGGUGGUGGGCCUCCUAUGGGUUUCUACAACCAACAGCAGCCAAUGAACCAGUUCACCGACCCUAACAACACCACCGUCUUUGUUGGUGGGUUAUCUGGCUAUGUGACGGAGGAUGAGCUUCGUUCUUUUUUCCAUGGCUUUGGUGAGAUCACUUACGUCAAGAUUCCACCUGGGAAGGGCUGUGGCUUCGUUCAGUUCGUCCAGCGUCAUGCAGCUGAAAUGGCCAUCAAUCAGAUGCAGGGCUACCCGAUCGGCAAUUCGCGUGUGCGUCUCAGCUGGGGUCGUAGCCAGAACAACUCUGGUCCAGCAGGAACUCCAUACCGUCCAGCACCUCCUCCGCCUAUCUAUCCGUCAAUGGGAAUGCCCCCAUCGCACCAGUACGUAAAAAGAAUCCUAGAUCUUUCAAAGCACAAGCUGGAGUUUUUGAGCGACGAUUUCUUCCUCUUGGCCUGCUUUGGUGCCUUCUGCUAA